Messenger RNA from Mytilinidion resinicola, 1327 nucleotides. Its product is annotated as ankyrin. The annotation marks the transcript as partial. Lineage: Eukaryota; Fungi; Ascomycota; Dothideomycetes; Mytilinidiales; Mytilinidiaceae. The transcript is spliced from 2 exons. Gene Ontology annotation, molecular function: protein binding. The record is from RefSeq and is a predicted model, not a curated record.
CUUAACGCCGCAAACGUUCUGAUCGGUGAUCCACUGCGGCCAAAUAAACUUGACACCAACACACCUGAAUCUCAACGGUAUGACAACGUAUAUGCAGUAGAAUACGAGCAUGAGCUACUGCGCGUUCGUGAGAUCGUCCGGCUUCUCUCAGACCGCGCUUUGAAGCAAGAGGUGAGCAUUAAGAGCUUGACUCCAUCCCCACGCCAAACUCUCUGUCCACUCCAGCUUGCCAUCUCAAAGUCAUGUGGCCCCAUGUUCGAAGAGCUGUUAGAGUUGGAGAAAGACCAAAUUAAGAAUUCAAAAGUCGGAGAGGAGGAGAGUAGCUGGUUCAAGCCGAAUUUUCAAUACUCCCGGAUACGUCGAGAUGCUUUUGCUCAGGCCACGAAUCAGGUCUUGGCAACUGUGAAAGAGAUCUCGGAACAGCCAAAGAAUUCGACAGGUCUCUGCGAGUUGGUAAAUGAAUUGCUUGUACUUGGCCAUGAGAAUAUCGUACCGGAGCUCAAGACACUAGGGUGGGACUUUGUCGAAUUUACCCGUCACGGCCCUGCUGGAGCUAGUGCAGCAUGCUCAGCGACGCACAUGCUGGCUGACAAAGGUUAUUCCCACAUUCUCGAACGAGUUGGUGCUGGAGUGACGCAGUACGACGACAUUGCGUGGGCGAAGUCGAUGGAGACGGAGAGAAAUUACAACGUGGGAGAAGUCAAACCCAUCCUUCCUGGUGCAUGUGCCAGAGCUCUCCCUAAUCUUCCCGUCGUCAAGGUGCUCGUCGAAAAGCUAGGUGUGGACAUCAAUGCUCAGCUGAGAAGUCACUCGUACCGCCCCCGAGGUGGUUACCAAGACCAAGUGAAUGCAUCGUCCCUGCAUAUCCUUGCCGCAGCAAGUCAUUGGUGGCAGUUCGAGGCCCUAGAGUUUCUCCUUGAACGCGGCGCGAACACUGAAGUACGAAACGAGAUUGGAGAGACACCGCUCCAUGUCGCCUUGACAUGUAUGAACGAAACGCGAAAAGACAACGACCGUUUUGUCGAGGCACUUUUGAAACACGGCGCGGACCCAAACGCUGCGGAUCAAGAUGGAAAAACCUGCCUCUACUACGCCACGACAACUCCACGCCUGAUAUCGCUCCUCGUUGAACGCGGCGCAAAUGUCAAUGGCGGAUCCAAACCUCCCCUCAUCGAAGCCAUAGAGAAUCAGAAUUUAGACGUUGUCCAAUGUCUCCUUGCUGCCGGUGCUGAUGUCAACCUUCCCUAUGCGCAAGAACCGCCCGACAACCCAACCUGGGCCUCCAGAAACGCCAGCAAGUUUUCAAAAAUAAGAAUAAGUCCGUCGC